CUCCUUUUCACGCAAAACGCACGUUUCUCUCUCUACGACACACAUUCUCUCUCUCUCUCUCUCUCUCUCUCUCUCUCUCUAACACCAUUUGACUGUUGUCUUCUUUGGCCUCGGAACUAGAAAACAGCCACUGUCCUCGUCUCUUUCUCCCCAAACCCUUUCCUGUAGGGGAUCAUAUUCGGACAUUCUUUACAGGCUCAUACUAAUGUAUAGUUACUGAGACUUACUGGCUUUUGGUGUGAGAGUAUAUGCGUAUAUACGUUUACACCUUGUUAUACGUACGUAUUUGCUGAAGGGUUUGUAAGUCGGACUACAUUUUCGACUCUGGACCCUUCAGAUUCUCUGGCUUGAUUCUGUGCCAUUUCCAGGACUCUAAGAUGCAAAUCAGACCAAUGUAGGAGUGAUACACUAGUCUGCGUUGUGGGUUUCGAGUUUCAUGCCCUUUUUUUUUUGUGAUCUGAUAGAUACCCACUUCGCUGAUUCACAUUUCUCAUGUGGGUUUGAGAGAUUCUUGUGUUUCGAAUACUCUCUUUGGUGUUUUGUGUUGUUUGAUGCCUUUGAUCAUCUCUUUGUUGAGUUAUAGAUAAGGGAAUCCCCUCUGCUGGUUCUGUGAUUUUCUUUUUUCAGUGUGUUGAAUCGUAGGAUUUGGGUGAGUGUUUUGUUUUAUAAGGAUUUGGGUAAGUUUGUUUCGGAGAAGUCCUUUUGGUGUUUGAGGUUUUUGUGCGGAUUAUGGGGAUUUAACUCUAGGGUUUGUGGGGAAAAUGGGGUUGGAUUCUGAUGCUGUUAAGGUGGGUAUUUGGGGUGUGGAGAAACCAAAGAUGAGGAAGAAGAAAGAUGAUGAUGUGGUGGAGACCGGGUGUUGGUUUAAAUUCCGGUUCUUGGGGAAGUGCAUGCCAUCAGGAUCCAAAGUAGAUAGUUCUAUAAGUGGCAGUGGCACACAAGAUGUGGAGAGUAAAUCUACCAAUGACACCGGCGAGGACCAACCAGUUGCUCCAGUUGUAUCAUCUUCAACAACGAGCAAUGAAGAAAGCACCCCAUCUACUCCCAAAAUGGGCGAAGAACUUAAAAUCUCUUCUCAGCUGCGGAAGUUUGCUUUCAAUGAGCUUAAGUCAGCAACGAGGAAUUUCAGACCUGAGUCUCUACUUGGGGAGGGAGGAUUUGGUUGUGUUUUCAAAGGUUGGGUAAAUGACUGCGGAACUACGCCAGUGAGACCAGGAACAGGGCUUACAGUUGCAGUAAAAACACUCAAUCAUGAUGGACUUCAGGGUCACAAGGAAUGGCUGGCCGAAGUUAAUUUUCUUGGUGACCUAAUUCAUCCUAAUUUGGUUAAAUUAAUUGGGUAUUGCAUUGAGGAUGACCAAAGGCUGCUUGUAUAUGAGUUUAUGCCUCGUGGAAGUUUGGAGAACCACCUCUUCAGAAGGUCUUUGCCUCUCCCUUGGUCCACCAGAAUGAAAAUUGCACUUGGUGCUGCUGAGGGUCUUGCUUUUCUUCAUGAGGAAGCUGAAAGGCCUGUUAUAUAUCGUGAUUUUAAAACCUCUAACAUCCUUUUAGAUGCGGACUACAAUGCAAAGCUCUCUGACUUUGGACUUGCCAAAGAUGGCCCAGAGGGAGAUAAAACACAUGUAUCUACUCGGGUCAUGGGCACAUAUGGGUAUGCAGCCCCGGAGUAUGUGAUGACAGGACAUCUGACAUCAAAGAGUGAUGUCUACAGCUUUGGGGUUGUUCUUCUUGAAAUGUUGACGGGCCGAAGAUCCAUGGACAAAAACCGUCCCAAUGGGGAGCAUAACUUGGUAGAAUGGGCUCGACCAUGUCUGGGAGAGAGGAGAAGGUUCUAUAGACUAAUAGAUCCUCGCCUUGAAGGUCGAUUCUCAAUUAAAGGUGCUCAGAAGGCAGCCCAAUUGGCUUCUUGUUGCCUUUACCGUGACCCAAAAUCCAGACCUCUGAUGAGCGAAGUUGUUGAAAUCCUAAAGCCUUUAUCUGACCUCAAGGACAUGGCUUGUUCCUCACCCCACUUCCAGGCUUUGCAAGCUGAACGGGCUGGGCGGUUCAACCCAAAUGCUAGAAAUGGUAGUCUUAAAUUGCAGUCGGAAGGGCUACUGAAGAAUGGGCAACCAACCCGGAGUCUAUCCAUACCAAAUGGGCCGCAUGUUUCUCCUUAUCACCGUAAUUAUUCUCACCGGUCACCAAAGCCUAUUAUCUGACAACCACAAUAAUGAGUUCCAGUCAUCCUUUCUUUUUAUCCAGUUUCUUCUUUACCGUAUGUUAUGUGUCAAGGAACAACGUCAUUUUGGGAAGCUGAGGAUUUCCAGAAUAUGGGUCUUGAUGUUAAUGGUGGUUUGCGUUUCCAGAAAGGGAAAGACGUUGGAGGAUUUGCAUUUCGGUACAGCGAUAUGAUGUGUUAGUAGGGAAUGAUGAAGCCACUCUUUGGGCUUAUAACUGUUUCGAUUUGAGCUUAGACUUAACUUCUGAUGCUCCUGUCUUUGAUAAAUUGUCAAGUUUCACAGGAGAGAACUUCAUAAUACAGUACAUGUUUCUACUGUUGUGCCUGCA
Rhododendron vialii is the source of this 2550-nucleotide messenger RNA. Its product is annotated as serine/threonine-protein kinase PBL34-like. The record is from RefSeq and is a predicted model, not a curated record. The transcript has 6 exons. Bases 762 to 2201 code for a protein of 479 amino acids. Gene Ontology annotation, biological process: protein phosphorylation. NCBI's taxonomy places the organism in Eukaryota, Viridiplantae, Streptophyta, Magnoliopsida, Ericales, Ericaceae. Gene Ontology annotation, molecular function: protein kinase activity; ATP binding.